Cebus imitator (Panamanian white-faced capuchin) is the source of this 1764-nucleotide messenger RNA. RefSeq names its product RNA pseudouridine synthase D3 (gene RPUSD3). Gene Ontology annotation, molecular function: RNA binding; pseudouridine synthase activity. The coding region runs from base 29 to 940 and encodes 303 amino acids. Gene Ontology annotation, biological process: pseudouridine synthesis. The record is from RefSeq and is a predicted model, not a curated record. Lineage: Eukaryota; Metazoa; Chordata; Mammalia; Primates; Cebidae. The transcript is spliced from 9 exons.
GAGCGUGAGGCUGCGUCUCCAGACGCACAUGCGCGCUGUCGUUGCUCGGGAGAUGGACGGCCGCCGUGUUUCGGGCUGGGUCUGGCGGCAGCGCCUGGCUGUCCGCGGAGCGCUGGAGGACGCAGGGUUUGGCACCGAAGCCCGAAAUCAGAACCAACCCAGAGGCUCCCACCAGCGGUCGGGGCUCCUCGGGGACCAGCCCUUCCCGGGGCUGCUGCCAAAGAACCUCAGUCGGGAGGAGUUGGUUGAUACGCUGCGGGCGGCCGUGGUGGACCGGAAAGGACCUCUAGUGACACUGAACAAGCCACAGGGUCUUCCAGUGACAGGAAAACCAGGAGAGCUGACAUUGCUCUCAGUGCUACCAGAGCUGAGCCAGUCCCUGGGACUUGGGGAGCGGGAGCUCCAGGUUGUCCGAGCAUCUGGGAAGGAGAGCUCUGGGCUUGUACUCCUCUCCAGCUGUCCCCAGACGACUAGUCGCCUCCAGAAGUUCUUCAUUCAUGCACGGAGAGCCCAGAGGCCCACAGCCACCUACUGUGCUGUCACUAAUGGGAUCCCAGCUACUUCUGAGGGGAAGAUCCAGACCGCCCUGAAACUGGAACACAUUGAUGGGGUCAAUCUUUCAGUUCCAGUGAAGACCCCAUCCCGAAAGGACAUCCUGGAAGGUGUCAAGAAGACUCUCAGCCACUUUCGUGUGUUGGCUACAGGCUCUGGCUGUGCCCUGGUCCAGCUGCAGCCGCUGACAGUGUUCUCCAGUCAACUGCAGGUGCACAUGGUACUACAGCUCUGCCCUGUGCUUGGGGACCACACGUACUCUGCCCGUGUGGGCACUGUCCUGGGCCAGCGAUUUCUGCUGCCAUCUGAGAGCACCAAGCGCAAAACACAGAGACCUGAAGCCCUCUCCAGGGUGCUCGGCCACAUGUCAGGCCCAUGGGAGGGCUGAAUGAGGAGUGGAUCAACUAACACACAGAUGAGAAGACAAGUGUCUAGGUACCUGGGACAGAAAAAUGGAUGAGUGGAUGGACUGGAGGACAGAUAGGUAGGGGAGAGGACAAUAGAAUAGGAGGUAGAGAGAUGGGUUGACGGACCUGUGGAAGGACAGGUAGGCAGGGAGUGGAUAGCUGGACCGGGAGUAUGAAGCUAAUGUCAGGUAGGUGAAUGAAGAGAUUAACAAAGGGUGACAGGUGAGAGGAUGGAAGGAUGAGUGGAAGGGUGGGUGGGUAAAUCGGUAGAUCAAAGAGUGGGUGAAUAAGUGGGUGGAUGGGUGAAUGGAUGGAUGGAUACAUCGGUGGGUGGAUGGAUGGAUGGGUAGAUGUGAAUCAUACACAGAUGUGUAGAUGAACAAGUAGGUGGGUGGAUGAAUAGACAGGUAGAUGGGCAGAUCAGUGGAAGGACGGAUGGGUGGAGGAUAAAUGGGUGGGAGAGUGGAGAUAACCACAGUACUUACCUGUGGCUUCUUCCUCUUCUGCCUGUAUAGGGUAUGACUUCCACUCAGACUUUACCACCAGCUUGAGAACGUUGCGGGCAGCUGUCAGCCAGAAGUCUUCUGCUCCCGGGGCAUGGGAUACCCUGCUCAGCCUCUAGGCUUGAGGCCUGUUCUGGUUCCGGAACCUGAUCAUGACUUGCCCCAUUUUGGAUCCGGAACCUGACUCUACCUUUUCUGACUCUAGAGCCUGAGUUUAGAACUUGCUCCUGUUUCAGUUGUGGAACCAAAUCCCAAAUCUUACCUGACUUGGCUCAUAUUCUACCUUCAGAAUCUGGCCUGGA